UCUUCCUAGGCUCCCUCCUUUACAAAGGUGCUCAGAGAAGCAGCUCCUGAUUUUCUGUUGUGGGGUGUAUGUGCAGAAUGUGCAGGGCUUGAAAAGUAAAACUGAAUGAACAGGAGACCAUACAUUAAGGAUUGUUUGAGACAAGCCCAAGAAGAAAUAUCACAUGUUGAACAAGCUCGUGAGUGAAUUUUGGAUGAAGCCUUCAAUUUAAUUGCUUGCCAUCAUGAGCAGAAGCAAGCGUGACAGCAAUUUCUACAGUGUAGAGAUUGGGGAUUCUACAUUCACCGUACUGAAACGAUAUCAAAACUUAAAACCGAUAGGCUCAGGUGCUCAAGGAAUUGUGUGCGCAGCCUACGAUGCCAUUCUUGAGAGAAACGUUGCCAUCAAAAAGUUAAGCCGGCCAUUUCAGAAUCAAACCCAUGCUAAGCGGGCUUACAGAGAACUCGUUCUUAUGAAAUGCGUUAAUCACAAAAACAUAAUUGGCCUCUUGAAUGUGUUCACUCCACAGAAAUCCCUCGAAGAAUUUCAAGAUGUUUACAUAGUCAUGGAGCUAAUGGAUGCAAAUCUUUGCCAAGUGAUUCAAAUGGAGUUAGAUCACGAGCGAAUGUCGUACCUUCUCUAUCAGAUGCUGUGUGGGAUUAAGCACCUUCACUCUGCUGGAAUCAUACAUCGGGACUUAAAGCCCAGUAAUAUAGUAGUAAAGUCAGACUGCACUUUGAAGAUUCUUGACUUUGGACUGGCCAGAACUGCAGGAACUAGUUUUAUGAUGACACCUUAUGUAGUGACUCGUUACUACAGAGCACCCGAGGUCAUCCUAGGGAUGGGAUACAAAGAAAACGUGGAUUUAUGGUCUGUAGGGUGCAUUAUGGGAGAGAUGGUUUGCCACAAAAUCCUCUUUCCAGGAAGGGACUAUAUUGAUCAGUGGAAUAAAGUAAUCGAGCAGCUUGGUACACCGUGCCCUGAAUUCAUGAAGAAACUGCAGCCCACCGUGAGGACUUAUGUGGAGAAUAGACCUAAAUACGCUGGGUACAGCUUUGAGAAACUCUUUCCAGACGUCCUCUUCCCCGCUGACUCGGAGCAUAAUAAACUUAAAGCCAGUCAAGCCCGGGAUUUGUUAUCGAAAAUGCUGGUCAUAGAUGCAUCUAAAAGAAUCUCAGUGGACGAGGCUCUCCAGCACCCCUAUAUCAAUGUCUGGUAUGAUCCGUCUGAAGCAGAAGCUCCUCCACCAAAGAUACCUGACAAGCAGUUAGAUGAAAGGGAACAUACAAUAGAAGAGUGGAAAGAGUUGAUAUAUAAGGAAGUUAUGGACUUGGAAGAGAGAACCAAGAAUGGAGUUAUCCGGGGACAGCCUGCUGCUUUAGCACAGGUGCAGCAGUGAUCAAUGGCUCUCAGCAUCCGUCGUCAUCGUCAUCCGUCAACGAUGUGUCUUCAAUGUCAACAGAUCCCACGCUGGCCUCUGACACGGACAGCAGUCUAGAGACGUCCGCUGGCCCCCUGGGCUGCUGUAGAUGACCACUUGGUCCUCGGUUGGGUGGGUGGGCUUGGGGGGUCGUUUAGUCAUUGAUAGAACUACUUUAAAAACAAUCGAGUGGAUUUUUUUUCCGUUUGUUCGUUUCUUGGGUAAGCUUUUCGUUUGGGUUUUUUUUUGAGUGGCCUUUCCGAGAAUAAGCGUAGAACUCCUUUCGCGGUAAAGUAGGAUCCUUUUCGGUUGUCGUCGUUUCAAGUGCUGUAAUUUAAAAUGUAAGUUGUGUUGAAAAAGCAGCCGCAAAAACGUAUUGUAUUUUUUGCUGUAAUUAACUGUAAAAUGUAAACCGAAUAAUUUUGUCAUGGUUUUUCAAUUCCGCGUAUUUGCUUUACUUUUAUGCUGCUGAUCUUUUUUUACUGACUUUGUAAGAUUUGUUUUAUCAAAGCGAUUAUGUGGUGACUUGCCCCUAUCAUGAAUUAUUUAAGAUUUUUAUAGGUUUUCUGAUGCCUUUUUUUUUUUUUAAACUAGAAUUUAUUCCAGAUGUUUUGUUCAUGAUGUUAUCCUUCAGGGAUGUAUGCUCGGUCAUGGCUUUCGUCCCUGGGAAGAGCAGGGGAAAGAGCUCACUGGAGCCGGUUGAUUUUUCCAGUAGAACUACUGUACUAGAAGUGAGUUUAAACGGACAGAAAUCGGAACCCUUUCAUUCCGGCUCCUUUGCCAGCUAGUCACGACAGGUCGAGCCCUCAAGACCCUUGGCAAAGUCACUUCAUCCGAAUGGCCGUUCAAAUCCCGGAAUCCGAAAUAGCCAACCCGCCCGAAGUGGUGCAUUCUUCAAAAUGUGUGGCAUGCUAAUAGCUUACGAUCACAUAAGUCAAGAGGAUACUUCAUGAAUAAUGCAUUGCAAUGCAAAUAAACAUAUGGUUUACUUCUACUAA
This is a messenger RNA of Tachyglossus aculeatus (Australian echidna), 2397 nucleotides long. It is a transcript of the gene MAPK8, whose product is annotated as mitogen-activated protein kinase 8. Bases 224 to 1378 code for a protein of 384 amino acids. Gene Ontology annotation, molecular function: JUN kinase activity; ATP binding. The record is from RefSeq and is a predicted model, not a curated record. The transcript is spliced from 13 exons. Gene Ontology annotation, biological process: JNK cascade; protein phosphorylation. Lineage: Eukaryota; Metazoa; Chordata; Mammalia; Monotremata; Tachyglossidae. Gene Ontology annotation, cellular component: nucleus; cytoplasm.